Molecule: messenger RNA, 1533 nt
Organism: Glycine soja
Lineage: Eukaryota; Viridiplantae; Streptophyta; Magnoliopsida; Fabales; Fabaceae
Product: protein MAEA homolog
Exons: 7
Coding region: 51-1295 (414 amino acids)
Biological process (GO): proteasome-mediated ubiquitin-dependent protein catabolic process
Cellular component (GO): GID complex; cytoplasm; nucleus
Molecular function (GO): ubiquitin protein ligase activity; protein binding
Source: RefSeq, a predicted model, not a curated record
CUAUCCAAUACAUUUAGCAAUCUGAGAUUCCAUUUUCUUCGUUGCUCACAAUGGAAAUGGAUUCCCUUCCCAACGGCAACAACACCUCCGGAACCCCGAUCUCCGCCACCGCCACCGCCAACCCCGCGCAGCCUCCGUCGUCGAACCUUCCCCAACUGACGGAGUCUCUGAAGCUGGAGCACCAGUUCCUCAGGGUCCCUUUCGAGUACUACAAGAAAACCCUCCGUGCCAACCACCGCGCCGUCGAGAAGGAGAUGUCCGCCGUCAUCUCCGGCGUCAACGAAGCCGCCGCCACCGACCUGUCCCCCGACGACGCCGUCAACCACCUUAACUCCCUUGUCUCCCGCCUGCAAGGGCUCAAACGAAAGUUGGAGGAAGGAAGUCGGGCAGAGCAUUUGCAAGCACAGAAAUGUCGAGUGCGUCUCGAUCACUUAGAAUCUGCUGAUGCAGAAAACAUGUCAGAAUGGAAUAACACUCGUAUGAAGCGGAUUCUUGUUGAUUACAUGUUGAGGAUGUCAUACUAUGACACUGCAGUGAAACUUGCCGAAAGCAGCAACUUGCAGGAUCUUGUUGAUAUUGAUGUAUUCCAAGAAGCAAAAAAGGUUAUCGAUGCUCUACAAAAUAAGGAUGUUGCACCUGCCCUAGCAUGGUGUGCUGAUAACAAAUCAAGGCUGAAGAAGUCUAAGAGCAAAUUGGAGUUCCAGUUGAGACUUCAAGAGUUCAUAGAAUUAGUAAGAGCUCAGAACAAUUUGAGAGCUAUCACAUAUGCUAGGAAAUAUCUUGCGCCAUGGGGAGCCACCCACAUGAAAGAAUUGCAGCGAGUCAUUGCAACACUAGCUUUUAAAAGGGAUACUGAAUGUGCCACAUACAAGGUUUUAUUUGAAGCUAAGCAAUGGGAUUAUCUAGUGGACCAAUUCAAACAGGAGUUCUGCAAGUUAUAUGGCAUGACUUUAGAGCCCUUGCUCAAUAUCUAUCUGCAAGCUGGCCUUUCUGCUCUCAAGACACCAUAUUGUUAUGAGGAUGAUUGCACAAAAGAGGACCCCUUAUCACAGGAGGCUUUCCGCACACUAGCCAUGCCAUUACCAUAUUCAAAGCAGCAUCACUCUAAGCUUGUUUGCUAUAUAACUAAGGAGUUAAUGGACACGGAGAACCCACCGCAAGUCUUGCCCAAUGGAUAUGUUUAUAGCACUAAGGCUCUUGAAGAGAUGGCGAAGAAGAAUAAUGGUACAAUCAUCUGCCCAAGGACGGGUUUAGUUUGCAGCUACACAGAACUGGUCAAGGCAUAUAUUUCAUAAAUCUACAUACUUGCCUUGGCUUCAAGCUACCAUGGCUGUCUGAUUGUAAUGUAUUGGGAAAAUACUCUCAUGGGCUUCCUGUUGUUACGUCCAUUCUUUUACUUGUGUUCCGGUGCUAUGUACAUAUGUAAGAUGUUUCAAAUUGUCACUGGGAUAUCACGUAAACAUGUGCAUACAUUGAUUUGUAUUUUUCAUUGCAAUGAAGUUCUGUCAGUGCCGCCGUGGUUUGAACAUACCA